Molecule: messenger RNA, 1120 nt
Organism: Thunnus maccoyii (southern bluefin tuna)
Lineage: Eukaryota; Metazoa; Chordata; Actinopteri; Scombriformes; Scombridae
Gene: tmem254
Product: transmembrane protein 254
Exons: 4
Coding region: 58-429 (123 amino acids)
Source: RefSeq, a predicted model, not a curated record
CCGCUGUUAUCACACGGACAUAUUUGACAGCUGGACCAGCGCAGAGCAGCAGCAGCUAUGGCUAAGAGUGAUGGAUGCGACUACUUUAGAAGAACCAGCCUGUUUUGGAUCGUCGCCGUGACACUGGGGAUGAGUUAUUUUGCUUGCUGCGUGUUUGUGCCAGAAAAAAUCCCAUUCGCACUUCUUGGUCCAUUUGGCACCUUCUCCAAAUACCUUGUGGAUAACCAUGCUGGCAUUCUGUACAAAGGGUGGUUUGUUACCUGGGCUAUCCAUGUCUUUGAGGCUUUAAUGGCAUGGAGGGUGUGCAGCAACAAAGGUAUCGACAACAUGGCCACUCGCUGCAUGUGGUUUUUCCAGACCUUUCUGUUUGGCUUCGCUUCUCUCGGCCUGCUCCUCAAGUACGACCCCGAGCGGCCCAAACAGCACUGAUGCCGGCAGGAGAAGAACACUGCAUGAACCUCGGAAAUCAAUGGCCUCCUUGUGCCUGUUCUUCCUCCACUGUCAUCCCCUCUGAUAUGAAAACCUGCUGAGGGGCACGGAGUGGAGGAAGACACUUGAGCCUUUUCUUUUAUUAUGUUUCUUUUAACAAAAAAGUAUUGCGGUGAUCACCUAACUUUGAUUUGACAAUACAAGCUUUUCUUACUUUAUUUUCUGUGUUUCUUAUGAUGAGCCAACAUCUCAGUUUCAUUCCAUAGAUUUUUCUAUACACCUAGUUGAAGGAAGGCAGUUGUACCCUAGAAAUAAUAUUUUAAAAGUUUGCAUUGAUAAUAUUAACUGAAGUUAUUUAAGAAUCUGCCCUGAGCUGAAUAUUUAGUGCAAUACAGGGGAAUCUUUUAUGAAAUGGUUUUCUUCUCUCAUCAUGUUUACAUUCAGCCUGGAUGGCAGCAGUAGUGAUAUUUUCUCAGCUGCUGUGCUGAACAUAAUGUCAGACAGGUUGGCUGCAGAUGGUGCGCUGCCACCGGCCUCAGAAAUUCUCCAGGAUAAAGAGAGGAGAGCUGCUCUAUACAUGUUUUAAAUUCACAUUUGCCUUUCCUAUACUGAAGUGCUUUGACUUCACUUUUUUAAACUACAGACUGGAAGAUCUUAAUGCUAACUGCAAAAUAAAGAUUUAUAAACUGCA